AUGGCCGUGCCGACGGAAGACAGAUCCAAGCCGGGCACAUAUUACAAUGACGACCCUUCGUUGCCUCCGCAGGACCAGUCGCCGAUAUCGAAUGGGCAGACCAGUCUCUCCAUCAGACCGCACGACCAGACAAAUACCGACACUUCGUCACCCGCUACACACGAACGCAAGCCUCGCAGCUCGACAGACCCACAGCAUGAGCCCAGCAGCGAGAAGCGGUCAAAGUCGAGCGGGAGGAGACCGAGUGGCCAGCAGAGGACGUGUGGAAAAUGCCAGCGCCAUUUGACUGGCCAGUUCGUGCGAGCAUUAGGAGACACAUACCAUUUGGAGUGCUUCACGUGUCACGAUUGUGGCAAAAUUGUCGCCUCCAAGUUCUUUCCUGUACCGGACCAGCCACCGAACCAGUAUCCUCUGUGCGAGACCGACUAUUUCAAACGCCUUGAUCUUCUGUGCUACGCGUGUCGAGGUGCAUUGCGAGGAUCGUAUAUCACGGCUCUGGAUCGCAAGUACCACAUCGAGCACUUCACCUGCUCAGUAUGUCCGACGGUAUUUGGCGCGCAGGACUCAUACUACGAGCACGAGGGCAGUGUGUACUGCCAUUACCACUACUCGACCAAGUUCGCGCAGAAGUGCAAUGGGUGUCAGACAGCGAUUUUGAAGCAGUUUGUAGAAAUUUUCAGAAAUGGCGUUAACCAGCACUGGCAUCCGGAGUGUUACAUGAUUCACAAGUAUUGGAAUGUGCGACUACAUGCUCCACCUCCGCGAGGCUCGGAAGAGGAGCAGGCGCUGGAAAGGCAGAGACAGCGACAGGUGCAGGAAGAAGGAGAUGCCAGUGAAGAGCAACGGAAAACAGUACGCAACGAAGAAGAAGCCGUCGAGUACAAAGUCCACUGGAUAUGGCAUACCCUGUCAUCUUUCGAAGAACGGUCUGCAACGCGAAUAUCGGACAUGUUACUGCACGUUAGCAACGGCGCAUACAUGGAUGGUGUGGUCGCCGCGAAAAAGUUCAUCACCCACGUGGACCUUCUUUUCAGUGCAGCAGACGAUCUAGAUCACAGGUUACAAGUGCGCCCUGCGAGAGGAGCAGAAGGCGUGCGAACGUUCGAUGCGAUUGUCCACCCUGGAUUGAGCUACAGCAGGGAGGCAAAGCUACUCUGCAAAAAGGUAGUUGCCUUCUUCCAACUCCUAGCCGAGAACCAGGACAAUGGGGUUCGGAGACUGGGCGUCACACAAGAACUCCUAUCUUUGGUCACUGGUCUCGCGCAUUACCUCAAGCUAAUGAUUCGGAUAUGCCUGUCCGGAGCUCUAAAAUUGGAGCGUGAGACUUCCAGCGUCGAAGGACUGGAGAGCUUCCUCGAGGACAUCAGCAAACUGGAUGAGCGGCUGGAUGCUGAAAGUCAGCGGGAUUCCAAAGCCGAUGCUGAGGCUUAUGUGGACAAGAGCGCUGACACCUGCGUGGUCUGCAACAAGGCUGUGGAAGACAAAUGCUAUCGUCGAGAAGGUCGAGUACUGCAUACGCAGUGUGUAAGUUGUGCCAAAUGCGGGAAGGACUCCAGUGAUGACCCGGGAAAUGCACGCUGGAGCGAGCAGACGGAAAGAGUGUGGUGCGAAGCUCACGCUCCAUCAGAUGCAAGAUCAGGUGGCUUCAUUCCAGUCACAAGAUUACAGCAAUAUGUCCACUUGCUACGAGUCGCCCAUGCAAGGCUGCUUGCCACUCUGAGAACCAGUGGUGCGUUGCCACACACCAGCGACGACCCGAACUUGGCUGGAUACAACUCUCGAGAAGGGCACACGCCGUUGAACGAAAAUGAGCAACCAGGCCUCCUUCGCACAAAUACCCGAUCAAGAUCUUAUGGUGGGCGAUCGCCAGGCCAACAAGGCCGAGGAGAACCCAGCUAUGAAGACACGAUGGGUGACAUUCGUCGUCUUAGGAGCACGAGAAUGGACAAGCAUCUGUCUAAUGCCACCAAAAAGGCACGUACAUCGCGAAUCAUUGACGGUCCUGAAGGCAUGCGACCUGGUAGUGCAGACGCAGCCGACAGCAGAAGGCGGCAGAGCGCCUUCCAGAUUGUGGAAGAUCGUGACGGUGCAGGCGACACGGUCUCACAGCUCACGUUUGGCAAGCAAGAUGCCAUGACACUGGACGACAUUCCAAGAAUAGUUCAGGCGCAGCAGACGCGCGAGCAGAGACCCAACGCCUCGAAAUACGCCAGGCAGCAUAUGAUUCCGCAGGAGCCGAAGCCGAGACUCAUCAAUGGCCACACGCGAGACUUCUCGGAUGAAAAGGUUGAGACCAGGCCACCAGGCGCCAAGAAGUAUUUUUCUGAGCUCACUGCCCUUGAGUACUUCAUCGUUCGACAUGUUGCUGUGCUGUCGAUGGAGCCAUUGUUGGAGGGUCAUUUCAAUCAAGAAGAGCUAUUGGACUUGAUUGAGACGAAGAGACCUACCUUCUGGAGCAAGUUUGGCAAAGCAUUCCAAGGCAAAGAGAAGAAGCCCAAGGGUGCCAAGACACAGAUCUUCGGUGUGCCUCUUGAGCAAGUAUUGGAACGCGACUACGAAGACAGCACUGAUGGCGUCGGGCCUGGUUCGCUUAAGAUUCCUUCGGUGGUCCAGGAGUGUAUCAGCGCCAUGAAGAGCAUGGACAUGUCCGUCGAGGGCGUCUUCCGAAAGAACGGAAACAUCAAGCGGCUCAACGAUGCAAAGGAGACUAUUGACACCAAGGGUGCCAUCGACGUCGACCUCACCAAGGAGAAUCCUGUGCAGGUCGCAGCUUUGCUCAAGAAGUAUUUGCGCGAGCUUCCCGACCCGCUGCUUACCAACAAGCUCCAUAAACUUUGGAUAACAUCCCAACGGAUUGACGACAGCGAGCGAAGGCGAAGGGUCUUGCACUUGACGUGUUGCCUUCUACCCAAAGCGCACAGAGACUGCAUGGAAGUACUCUUUACUUUCCUCAACUGGGUGUCCAGCUUCAGUCAUGUGGACGAGGAGAGCGGAAGCAAGAUGGACAUCCACAACCUUGCGACCGUUAUCACGCCGAACAUCCUUCAUGGUGGCAAGGACAACGUACCUGUGGACGAGAGCUUCCUCGCGAUCGAGGCUGUACACAGCUUGAUCGAAUGUAACGAAAGCAUGUGCGAGGUACCGGAGGAUCUUGCGAUGAUUCUCAACGACUCCUCGCUGUUCAGCAACAACGCCGAGAUUACGACGAAAGAGAUCCUCAAACGGUAUGGUGACCGUGCAAGGCCACCCACCGUUAACAGCGGACAGCCAACGGUCACUGCACAGAACGGCAUGACAUCGCCACAGAACACAGCACCCUUGGUGACGAGAGUGGACACAGAUCCGCACCAGCAGAGCGCCUGGCAGAAUGAAAGCUCAGUCAGGCACGUUGGAAGCGAAGCUGAUCAAAUGACACCUCCAAACCUGCCGUAUGCGAAUCCUAACGCGAGCUCAGAAUCGCAUGGCAGUCCAAAUAGGAUGAGCGGGAGGUAUACAGGCCAGCGUGCCAUGAUGACAUGA
This is a messenger RNA of Pseudocercospora fijiensis CIRAD86, 3519 nucleotides long. RefSeq names its product Rho GTPase activator Lrg11. The transcript has 3 exons. NCBI's taxonomy places the organism in Eukaryota, Fungi, Ascomycota, Dothideomycetes, Mycosphaerellales, Mycosphaerellaceae. Gene Ontology annotation, biological process: actin cytoskeleton organization; signal transduction. Gene Ontology annotation, cellular component: cytoplasm. The coding region runs from base 1 to 3519 and encodes 1172 amino acids. The record is from RefSeq and is a predicted model, not a curated record.